Messenger RNA from Puntigrus tetrazona (Sumatra barb), 1287 nucleotides. RefSeq names its product zinc finger protein 593 (gene znf593). The transcript has 4 exons. Lineage: Eukaryota; Metazoa; Chordata; Actinopteri; Cypriniformes; Cyprinidae. Bases 116 to 505 code for a protein of 129 amino acids. The record is from RefSeq and is a predicted model, not a curated record.
CGCUGUCUGGUCUGCACUGCCCUCUGGUGAAGGCUCACGCGCGCGCUUCGUCGACCCGGAAGUUAUUCCACUAGAUGCACAACGUGUUUGUGGCGAGGUAGCUUGCGUUAACAUCAUGGGUAAGUCCAAACAGGUCGGAAAGCACAGUAAAGGCAAGAAGAAGAACAUUUCCAAGACAUGGAAGACUAAGCGCAGGACGAAGGACCUUGACCAGAUCCACGCAGAUAUGAUCCCUGCAAAUGCUGUCAAGUUAUUAAAGCAAGAAGUAGAUUAUGAUGUUACUGGUUGUGCUCAGAAUUACUGUCUGCACUGCGCGAGAUAUUUUGUUGAUUUAAAAACCCUGAAGGAGCAUUUCAGGUCCAAACUUCAUAAAAAACGGUUGAAGAAGCUGAGGGAAGAGCCAUAUACACAGGCUGAGGCAGAGCGGGCAGCAGGAAUGGGCUCCUACAUCCCACCAAAAACCGUAGAGGUUCACACACAGCAGAUCGAGGAAGAUAUGGACUGAAAGAUGACUUUGAUCUGCCUCUCUGUGGACUCUGCUCUUCUGAACUCAGAGCAACAAUUUAACAUGUUUCAGAGCUAAAAUUAAUUUAUGGAGAUGAAAAGUAAGUUGAAAAAUAUGAAAUUAAUUGAUAGAAUUUUGAUGAAUGUUCACUGACAGACUUGUUUGAUUUUGGAAAAGUCUUUGAACAGCUGGCUUCAGUUUCAUACUUACGAAGUUAAAUUGGUAAAGUUUGCUUACGAUAAGCAACCUUCUGGGUUACUGAAAGCCUCACAAUGUUCAUUAUGUAUGUGAAGUACUACAGCGCAUCUCAUCCUUGUGGACUGCACCAGAUUUAAAAAAGUUGUUACUGCACUCUUCCAGCAAGAAAUUUGCAAGUUCUCAAACAUGUCGCAUGAACAUGUGGUUACACAUGGUUUGACGAGAUAAGCUGUCCUUCCUGUAGUAGUGCUGUAGACCACUUACAUUAUGGACAUUGCAGUUUAUUGCCGAGAUGUGGCUCUGACCACAGAUCCAGUCCUCAUGCCUUCCUGCUACAAGACUAUGGCAUGUUUAUACAGAUGAUCAGGGUCCCUGGGCAUCUUCUGGUGUUUUCUGAAUCAUUAGAUAGGUCUCUUUAAAACAAAUGUAUUGCAACUGUCGCGUUAAUCACUUGUUAACUUGUCCAGAGAAGCAUGUGCAAUACUUGUAUAUGGUUCAAUGAACAAGUAUAAAGAGUGUUGUUUAAACCCAUUCUGGUCUGUAAAUCUUAAAUACUAUCUUUACAAUACAAUAUCCUGAUUUAA